AUGUAUAUAUCAGUGACUCGAUCCCACAAGCUCAAUGACCGUGACCAUGCUGGCCUAGCCGAUGGCACCGCUGGUCCCGAAGAGCAUAUCCCCCGCUACUUCGCAAAGAGUGGCCAUGUCGAUGCCGAUCCCAAGAAGACCAAGAAAGAUGGUGGUGGAAAGGGCAAUUGGGGCCGCUCUGGUGACGAAAUGCAGGAUUAUGACUAUAAUUUUACUAACGCCAGACGCCGUUCCAAUAGCAGCACGCAGGGCCUGGCCGAUUUCAAAACCAAGUUCGAAACUAUCGAGCCUGAUCCAGUUUUUGAGGAGGAAGUGCAUGGCCCCGUUGGUGAUAUGGACGGUGUGGAUGGGGACAAGAAGAGCACUGAAAGCAGCACCAGUGGUGUUAGCGAGGCGGAAUCAGAAGUUCAGAAGGCCUAG
Messenger RNA from Paracoccidioides lutzii Pb01, 420 nucleotides. RefSeq lists its product as hypothetical. The record is from RefSeq and is a predicted model, not a curated record. The transcript has 2 exons. The coding region runs from base 1 to 420 and encodes 139 amino acids.